CGUACGCCUAAGGGCACAAAACCCCUACGGAUAAAUGAUAAUCGCCAAUACCCCAAAUUAGCAUCAAAAAUACACGGAAUUCUGGUGGAAAAAUACAGGAACCCUCUAUAAAUUUUUGGACUGUUCGUCCUUUACCCCCACCAUGGGCUGAAUUAAUAUCAGGCGUCCUUGAUUUUAUUACCUGGUGGUUGCGAGACGUAGCAUUCAGUUGAUCCGCAGCUUCCCUAGGGGAUGAGGUCGAUGUAUGAAAUUGUAUUUCUGCCAGUUCAUAAGGUUUUGUGUGUCGUGCUGUGGACAGAAUGAGUUCGGAAUUGUUCACGAGGAUGGAGCUGUUUUUUAAAUAUCUCAACGUAGACGCAGACGGCAACGACCCUCAAAGUCACCAGGACAUCCUAACAUGCGGCUCCUGUCAAAAACCCUUCGCUCUAUCGGACAUCGUGUGCUUCAUCCAGCACAAAAUAGCUUCCUGCAACAAGGAAAACUUCGGACAGUGUUUCUCCAACACCGAUCGAGAAAGAGACAACGACGAUGAAGCCCUGCCAUUGACCACCAUCAACACCAGACGGCCUAGCAUAAGCGCCCCAAUCUCCAGCAAAAAAUCGACGGGGAGCAGGGUGCAUACGCCUCCCCCAGCUUCCCCGAGGCUGCUGGCACCAGCCGAUCUCUGUGUGGAUGGAGCUGCCUCAUCUACUCCCAUCAGGAGAGGAUCUGCGACUCCUCUAACCACCUCCAGUCCCGAGGAAGCCGACGAUAUCAAACCGAUCAUCAAGAGGGAGAGGACAGAGUUCUCAUCUUCCCCAGAGGAUCACAGUCAAAAUAAGAAGUCUAGGACGGAAGUUGCAGACGCUGAAUCGAACACAACACAUAGCGAACCCAGUAACUACGUUUGCUGCACCUGCAAAGCCCGCCUCCACUCAGCCUGGAGGCUAGUCCAACAUGUACAGAACUCCCACGGUAUAAAAAUCUACGUCGACAACUUCUCCUCCAGCAAAAACAACAACCACAGUUCGAGCAGCGCCAGCAGUAGUUCCUCAGGGUAUUCAACGGGUAGUGGCGCUCCUACGCUGCCAAACCUGAGGCAUCACGUGUUCCCCCCACCGGAUCUACACAACCCCUUCAGUUUAUUGAACCGAAUACCGACCUUGAACCACACACCAGUUCCUCCAGCCCCGUUGUUCCCACGACCCGAUCACCAGUUCAGGAUCGAUCAGUUGGUGAACGAACAGUUCAGGCAUCACAGUUUGAGUCUGGCGGCUGCUGCCGCAGCCGUGGCCGCGGGUGGUGUACCCCCGCCACACCCCGCCUUUCCAACGAACGCAGAUCCGAGUACGACAGUUCCUGGUCUUCCUCCUAGAGAGAGAAGCAUCCCAAGUCAGCCUAUCAAAAUGGAACCACAGCAGGAUUUUUACUCGCAGCGGUUGAGGCAACUCGCUGGUGCAACCAGCCCGGGGUCGGCUCAGGCGAGCUCGCCGUUACCUCGAAAGCUUUCACCGCCAUUUGCAAGUCCCUCGCCCUCGCAAAUUCAGCCUACGCCGGCCAGCAACAACAUGAGCGUCAGCAGCAACAGCACAAACGGUAACAAUAACAACAACAGCGGAAGUUCUGGUGGCAGCAGUGGGAGUAGACCACCCAGCGCGUCGCCUCAAACCGAAGACGAACCUCAACCCCUGACAACCACACCCAGAUCCUCUCCCCAAGUGAAUCAGACCGCACCUCUGGAAUCGCCGAAAGUUAACAACGAGAUGGAGCAAUGUUACCCUUGCGAAUACUGCCCGCAGAAGUUCUCCUAUCAGGACAGCUUGGACGAGCACAAGAAAACCCACAACGACGGCGUGUUCAAAUGUAAAAUCUGCGACCACACGUGUUACAAGAGAUCCAAACUGAAGGCGCACAUGAAAAUACAUCGAACGCCUGACGACAAACAGAGCAACGCUGGUUCCGUGGAAACUGGCGAUGAUUCCGAUGAAGAAGAUGAAGAUAUGGAGGAGGAUGAAGACGAGGAUGAGGAGAUGGAUCAGGAGGAGGAAGCUGAAGAUCUGAGCGUCCCUAGUCAAGGCCAACAAAAGAAUCAUCUUCAAUCGGCGAAUUUAGUCGGGGAAUUGAUGGAUAAAUUCGGUUUGAGCAACAUCGCACAGUACAGCGAAGCCUAUAGACAGGCGGUCGAAGAAUCCAGCACCAAGAUAUUAGCGAAUAAAGACAGGGAUAACAACAACAGCACAGUGUUGAACAACCAUAUGAAACUAUCGGCGGAUUUCGCCAAAGGCAUGCUGCCUGUACCACCACCCCAACAUCUUCCUCUUUUUCCACCUUUCAACGACUCCUUCGACUCCAGAAGGAUGAAGAUGGAAUUCGAAAGGGGCGAUUGGUGGUUGCCCAACCUUCCAAGGGGCGAAACCAAGGGUCUUCCAGGACCAAGCACCCUCAUCCCCAACCAGCUGAUCAAGAAGGAGAACAGACGUAACGACACCUGUGAAUUCUGUGGUAAAGUGUUCAAAAACUGUUCGAACCUGACUGUGCACCGGAGGUCGCACACAGGGGAGAAACCGUACAAGUGCGAGUUGUGUUCGUACGCAUGCGCGCAAAGUUCCAAACUGACCCGGCACAUGAAAACGCACGGUAGGAUCGGCAAGGACGUAUACAGGUGCCGUUUUUGCGAGAUGCCCUUCUCAGUUCCUUCGACCUUGGAGAAACACAUGAGGAAAUGUGUGAUGAAUCAGGGAAAAAGUCAUCUUUUAGGCAGUAUGUCGAUGUGUGGCGACGACGAUUCGUCGACAAGUCUGACCUCGAAAGAGGUGACAUGACUUUUUCCCUGGGGCGGUCUAAGGCUGCCCCCACACCCUCCGAGUCUAACGUACUAACUAGUCCCAGAAUUAUAGAAAAUUAUUGUUGUGAAACAGUCUGUUGAUUCGAAUGUACUUAAAUUUUCCUAUUUUAUUUAUUACCACAUAUUUUUAUCGAGUUGUACGAAUGGCUUUUCCCGUUACGCCGAGAAAAGCGGUUCAUUCACUGCAGAUUGUUGUCAGAAUUUGUGAGAGCCUGUAGCAUCUUCCUGGAUUGACUUCGGCGUGGGUACCGUCAAUGUACUCAUCCUAACGAGCUUCUACUACGAGGUGAAGAUGCUACGAGCAGUUGUUCAUUCCAGAAUCAAGUUAGAUCGAGCUGGACUUGAAAAGGAUGAUAUUUUUCGAAUACUACCUUUGUCUCUUGUUCUGCGUAACCGAUACCAAAGCAAUGUUUAUUAUUUUGUAUUACUAUUGAAAAUGGUUUAUUGAGUUUAUACAUACUUAACUAGAUGUAGAUUGGAUUCAUGUAUAUUUGUAAUUAGGUUAUUAUUUCGAGACUGAAAGGGCUUAAGGUGAAUCAUUGCCGAUACUUACCUCCAUUUUUAGGCCCACCCUGUACAUUCCCCAAUCAUAUCAUUAUGGCCAGUAGCCUGACUGUAUAUAUACCAGUAUUUAUUGAACCGCAGUUCUUCACUGUAAUGUACAAAAACUGUUUUACUUAAACUACUUGAACAUCAUAAGCGAAAUCGUCUUAUAUAUUCCCGAUGGAUUUUGCUCAUGUUGUUUAAAAGUUGUAAUGAAUGUAUAGUAUUAUUAUUUAUUUGAUAGUUUCAAGUUUCUCGAAGUUACUUAUCUCGGUGUUAGAAAGAAAGAACACCCUGUGUAUCAUCGAAUAUGUUGAAAACUGGUAAAUGUGCAUGUAUACUGAAAUACGCAUUUUCCGCGUACACAAAAUUAAAUGUGUUCUCAUAACUUUUUCUUUGAUUCAUUGUAGGCGAAUGUAUGAUUUCUAACUCAUAGUUUUUAUCAUUGUUACUUUGUUUUAUCGUUGAAAUAAAUUUAUAAAAAUUACAUUGUCUUGUGAGUGAAGUACUAAGAACUUUCCUAUAUACGGAUUCGCCUUCCGAAACUUGUACAAAAUUGACAUUAAAAUCGAUUUUUAUGGCAAUAUUAGAUUAAAAGUGGACCAGGGUUUGAUUCUGUCGUUCCGCAAAUUUUUAUUAAUGUAACAUUGUAAUUAUGAAUGUUGAUAUGAUGUUAUUUUGAAUAGUUUUAUUUUUAACGAUAUGGCUGUAGCACCAUAGUGUUCAUUCGAACUACUUGCUGGUUCCGAUGAAUGCUCCGUUCCUAUCCAAAACUCUUAUUUCAGUGUGUAUUAAAUCUAUUAUUACUGAAA
This is a messenger RNA of Coccinella septempunctata (seven-spotted ladybird), 4179 nucleotides long. RefSeq names its product B-cell lymphoma/leukemia 11A (gene Cph). The coding region runs from base 300 to 2801 and encodes 833 amino acids. Gene Ontology annotation, biological process: regulation of transcription by RNA polymerase II. Lineage: Eukaryota; Metazoa; Arthropoda; Insecta; Coleoptera; Coccinellidae. Gene Ontology annotation, molecular function: DNA-binding transcription factor activity; RNA polymerase II cis-regulatory region sequence-specific DNA binding. The transcript has 3 exons. The record is from RefSeq and is a predicted model, not a curated record. Gene Ontology annotation, cellular component: nucleus.